AUGCAACACUACAGCUUCUUCGAUGCCCCAAAGCCAAAGAUAAACGAAAACAUGAAACCAAUGGAUCAAAGAGCCUUCUAUAACAUAUUUGACAGACCACAUCGCCCAAUUCAUCCAAUUCUCUCCACCCGCAAACACCAGAUUAAGGAAUACAUUCAAGAUGAGGAUUGUUGUCGUCCAGCAUCCUCCAGCCUUUCUUCUUUAUCUUUUAUGCGUCCUUAA
This is a messenger RNA of Trichomonas vaginalis G3, 222 nucleotides long. RefSeq lists its product as uncharacterized. Lineage: Eukaryota; Parabasalia; Trichomonadida; Trichomonadidae. The record is from RefSeq and is a predicted model, not a curated record. The transcript has a single exon. The coding region runs from base 1 to 222 and encodes 73 amino acids.